GCCGCCCCCUCCCGCCGCCCUGCCCUCCGCGGCCUUGCGCCUGCCGCCGCCGCUGCCACCGCCGGACAGCCGCUGCCGGACAGCCGCCGGAGGAUGCGACGCAGCGCAGCUCAGGACGAGGUUUGACAUUGACGACGAAACGGUAUGAAAUCGGACGUUCUGACAGGAAUCAUUUCCAGUGCUCUAAGAAUCAAAGCCAUCUAGGCUGGAUGGAAUUUAGCAUCAGAAAAAGUCCUCUUUCUGUUCAGAAAGUUGUAAAGUGCAUGAAGAUGAAGCAGGCACCAGAAAUCCUUGGCAAUGCAAAUGGAAAGACUCAGAACUGUGAAGUGAAUCACGAAUGUUCUGUAUUCAUCAGCAAAGCUCAACUUUCUAACAGCCUGCAGGAGGGGGUCAUGCAGAAAUUUAAUGGACAUGAUGCACUCCCCUUUCUUCCAGCUGAGAAGUUGAAAGAUCUUACUUCCCGAGUGUUUAAUGGAGAACCUGGUGCUCAUGAUGCUAAAUUGUGUUUUGAGUCCCAGGAAGUGAAAGGAAUUGGGACACCUCCCAAUACUACCCCUAUCAAAAAUGGCUCUCCAGAAAUUAAACUGAAAAUCACCAAAACAUACAUGAAUGGGAAACCGCUCUUUGAAUCUUCAAUUUGUGGUGACAGUGCUGCUGACGUGGCUCAGUCAGAAGAAAACGGACAAAAAUCGGAUAAGACUAGGAGGAACAGGAAGAGGAGCAUAAAAUAUGACUCUUUACUGGAGCAGGGCCUUGUGGAAGCUGCUUUAGUGUCCAAGAUUUCAAGUCCUGCAGAUAAAAAGAUUCCAGCUAAGAAGGAGUCCUGUCCAAAUACUGGCAAAGACAGAGACCUCUUGUUGAAAUACAGCGUAGGUGAUUUGGUAUGGUCCAAAGUGUCAGGUUACCCUUGGUGGCCUUGCAUGGUUUCUGCUGAUCCGCUGCUUCACAACCAUACCAAACUUAAAGGUCAGAAAAAAAGUGCACGCCAAUAUCAUGUACAGUUCUUUGGUGAUGCCCCAGAAAGAGCUUGGAUAUUUGAGAAGAGCCUUGUUGCUUUUGAAGGAGAAGAACAAUUUGAAAAAUUAUGCCAAGAAAGUGCCAAGCAGGCACCCACGAAAGCUGAGAAAAUCAAGUUGUUAAAACCUAUUUCAGGGAGAUUGAGAGCCCAGUGGGAAAUGGGCAUUGUCCAAGCUGAGGAAGCUGCUAGCAUGUCAGUAGAGGAACGGAAAGCCAAAUUCACCUUCCUCUAUGUGGGGGACCAGCUACACCUCAACCCUCAAGUGGCCAAGGAGGCUGGCAUUGCUACAGAACCUUUGGGAGAAAUGGUGGACUCUUCAAGGGCCAGUGAAGAAGCUGCUGUAGACCCUGGAUCGAUGAGAGAAGAGGAUAUUCCCAUGAAGAGAAGGCGAAGAGCCAAAAGGUCUAGUUCUGUUGAGAACCAAGAGAGUGACCCUGGCACAGAAAAGAGUACUGCUCCAAAGAUGGCAGAGGCUGAACCUAAGAGAGGAGUCGGAUCUCCUCCUGGGAGGAAGAAGUCUACAGCGUCUGCUCCACGGAGCAGGAAGGGAGACUCAGCGUCCCAGUUUUUAGUCUUCUGUCAAAAACACAGGGAUGAGGUUGUAGCUGAACACCCAGAUGCCUCGGGGGAGGAAAUUGAAGAAUUGCUUGGGUCCCAGUGGAACAUGCUAAACGAAAAGCAGAAAGCACGAUAUAAUACAAAGUUUUCUAUUGUGACGUCUGCCCAGUCUGAAGAAGAGUCUGGAAACAUGAAUGGGAAAAAAAGAAAUCACACAAAGAGAGCAGAUGACUCUCCAGAGGAUGUCGAUGUUGAAGACGCACCCAGGAAAAGACUUAGGACAGAGAAGCACGGUCUUCGGAAGAGAGAGACAAUCACCGACAAAACGGCCAGAACAAGCUCUUACAAGGCCAUAGAGGCAGCCUCCUCGCUCAAGAGCCAGGCAGCAACGAAAAAUCUGUCUGAUGCUUGCAAACCACUGAAGAAGCGAAAUCGGGCUUCUGCAACAGCAUCUUCAGCACUUGGGUUUAGCAAAAGCUCAUCUCCUUCUGCAUCCUUAACUGAGAAUGAGGUCUCAGACAGCCCAGGAGAUGAACCUUCAGAGUCUCCGUACGAAAGUGCAGAUGAAACACAGACCGAAGCAUCCAUCUCAUCUAAAAAGUCUGAAAGAGGAGUAGCUGCCAAAAAGGAGUAUGUGUGUCAGUUGUGUGAGAAGACAGGCAGUCUCUUGUUGUGUGAGGGCCCCUGUUGUGGAGCAUUCCACCUUGCUUGCCUUGGACUUUCCCGAAGGCCAGAAGGGAGAUUCACCUGCACUGAAUGCGACUCAGGGAGUCACUCAUGCUUCGUGUGUAAAGAAAGCAAGAUGGAGGUAAAGCGCUGUGUGGUAACUCAGUGUGGAAAGUUUUACCAUGAAGCUUGUGUAAAGAAAUACCCUCUCACUGUGUUUGAGAGCCGAGGCUUUCGCUGCCCUCUCCACAGUUGUGUGAGUUGCCAUGCCUCAAACCCUUCAAAUCCACGGCCAUCAAAAGGUAAAAUGAUGAGGUGUGUCCGAUGCCCUGUAGCCUAUCAUGGAGGGGAUGCUUGUCUGGCAGCAGGAUGCACAGUGAUUGCUUCUAACAGCAUAAUCUGCACAGGCCACUUCACUGCCCGGAAAGGGAAGCGCCACCACACCCAUGUCAAUGUGAGCUGGUGCUUCGUCUGCUCCAAAGGGGGAAGCCUUCUGUGCUGUGAGGCCUGCCCAGCAGCCUUUCACCCUGAUUGCCUGAACAUCGACAUGCCCGAUGGCAGCUGGUUCUGCAAUGACUGCCGGGCUGGGAAGAAGCUACACUUUCAAGACAUCAUUUGGGUCAAACUUGGGAACUACAGAUGGUGGCCGGCAGAAGUUUGCCAUCCCAAAAAUGUUCCCCCAAAUAUUCAGAAAAUGAAGCACGAGAUUGGAGAAUUCCCUGUGUUUUUCUUUGGGUCUAAAGAUUAUUACUGGACGCAUCAGGCACGAGUAUUCCCAUACAUGGAGGGGGACCGGGGCAGCCGCUACCAGGGGGUCAGAGGGAUCGGCAGAGUCUUCAAGAACGCACUUCAAGAAGCUGAAGCUCGUUUUAAUGAAAUCAAACUUCAGCGGGAAGCCCGAGAAACACAGGAGAGUGAGAGAAAGCCUCCACCAUACAAGCAUAUCAAGGUGAAUAAGCCUUAUGGUAAAGUCCAGAUCUAUACAGCUGACAUUUCUGAAAUCCCAAAGUGCAACUGUAAGCCUACAGAUGAGAACCCCUGUGGGUCUGAUUCAGAGUGUCUGAACAGGAUGCUCAUGUUUGAGUGCCACCCGCAGGUGUGUCCUGCAGGCGAGUACUGCCAGAACCAGUGUUUCACUAAGCGCCAGUACCCUGAGACCAAGAUCAUCAAGACAGAUGGCAAAGGGUGGGGCCUUGUGGCCAAAAGGGACAUUAGAAAGGGAGAAUUUGUUAAUGAGUACGUUGGUGAGCUGAUUGAUGAAGAGGAGUGUAUGGCAAGAAUCAAAUAUGCACAUGAGAAUGACAUCACUCACUUUUACAUGCUCACCAUAGACAAGGACCGCAUAAUUGAUGCUGGCCCCAAAGGAAAUUAUUCACGGUUCAUGAACCACAGUUGCCAGCCCAACUGUGAGACCCUGAAGUGGACAGUAAAUGGAGACACACGGGUUGGCCUGUUUGCUGUGUGUGACAUUCCUGCAGGGACAGAGCUGACUUUCAACUAUAACCUCGAUUGUUUGGGCAAUGAAAAGACAGUCUGUCGGUGUGGAGCCUCCAACUGUAGUGGGUUCCUUGGAGACAGACCAAAGACCUCAACAUCCCUUUCUUCAGAGGAAAAGGGUAAAAAAGCCAAGAAGAAAACCAGAAGGCGCAGAGCCAAGGGAGAAGGGAAACGACAGUCAGAGGAUGAGUGCUUCCGCUGUGGUGAUGGUGGACAGCUAGUGCUGUGCGACCGCAAGUUCUGCACCAAGGCCUACCACCUGUCCUGCCUGGGCUUGGGCAAGCGGCCCUUUGGGAAGUGGGAAUGUCCUUGGCAUCACUGUGAUGUAUGUGGCAAACCUUCUACCUCAUUUUGCCACCUCUGCCCCAACUCAUUCUGUAAGGAACACCAAGAUGGGACUGCUUUCCAUUCCACCCAGGAUGGGCAAUCCUACUGCUGUGAGCAUGAUUUGAGGGCAGAAUCUGCUAGAAGUACCAAGACUGAAAAACCCUUUCCAGAAUCACUGAAGUCCAUGGAGAAAAGGAAGAGAAGGCAGUGCUGGCGAAGGGUCACAGAAGACAAAUAGCGCUUGGUCAGGUCCAGGGGUGGCAUGGGGCAGCCAACCCUGCCUACAAUGGAAGGCAAGCACUGCACUCGCCCCAGGGACCCAGCUAAUAGUGCUACAUGGACAGGCCUCCUUGGGUGGGAAGGAGCACCUCCUACCACUGAGCCAUCAGCAGCUGUGCUGCGUCUGCACUGAUGCUUGUCAGCUGUGCGCUUGUCGGUCAGUCCAGGACAAACAAGCCUUACUACCACAUUAUCACUGCUACACUUGAAUCUGAGACAUCAAGGUGCCCUCCCGUUUUUAUUUUAGAUUAAAGUUAUGAAUGAAGAUAACUGGCAUGUGAAAUGCUUUUAUCUUACCUGAAACAAAAAGUCGCCAUUAGCUCUAUCCUGAUGGCGCAGGCUUCUCCACAUAUACUGCCUCCCACUCAGGACAGACUGGGACUCAGGCCCUGGGCUCCUUCCAAUCAGGAUUGAUCAUUAUUUUAUCCUUUUGAAACAACCUGUGUUCUAAUGUGAAUUAUUCCUCAAAGUGCAUUGUUUCCACUUUGAGUGGUUGUGGUGUUCAAAGAUUCUUCUCAUGGCUUUCCUUUUUGUGGACUUGACCAGUGGUGGCAGUGUGGCCUGUGGAGCUGCCUUUGUUUUGCCUGUUUUUCUCUGAUGACUUUGACCAACAACAUAUAGGUGAGAUGUAUACUUCUUCACUUAUUGUUUCUGGCAUUUAUUCCCAAUAUACCUUUGCUAAAACUG
Molecule: messenger RNA, 5032 nt
Organism: Acomys russatus (golden spiny mouse)
Lineage: Eukaryota; Metazoa; Chordata; Mammalia; Rodentia; Muridae
Gene: Nsd2
Product: nuclear receptor binding SET domain protein 2
Exons: 23
Coding region: 210-4304 (1364 amino acids)
Biological process (GO): regulation of DNA-templated transcription
Cellular component (GO): chromatin; nucleus
Molecular function (GO): protein binding; histone H3K36 methyltransferase activity
Source: RefSeq, a predicted model, not a curated record